AUGAAUUCAGGUGAUUUGUCCGAAGGAGAGAUGAUGGGCUACAGAUUCGCGCCCGUCGAUGCCCCUGCUAUCUCUCCUUUGGAGAGCUUACGCGAAAGCCCCUCAGCUUCUCCCAGAACACGAAUGUCGAGCUUUCUUGGCCCAAGAGGGCCCAGCACCACAACACGUCCGAGGGAGAGAAGACCUCCUCCAAAGCUGGAUCAGACCAGUGGCGAAUCAAAAGCUGCCACCAUGGACACGGAGUUCUGCUUGGAAGGGGAUCUGGUUUGGUUGAAGAUCGAGGACGUCUUAUUCCGCGUCCCACAGUACCAGCUCGUCCGGCACUCGGAAACGUUGGAAGACAUGUUCAACGUCCCACAAGGGGAUGGAGUCGACGCUCCGGUUGAAGGACGGUUGAAGGAGAACCCUAUCUGUUUCGAAGGCAUCAGCGCAAACGACUUUCGCAACUUCCUUAGGCCUCUCUUCCCAUUUUACUCCUGGCGAAGCACCGAGUUGAGCACCGUAGAGUGGCUCUCCAUCCUUAAGCUCUCCACGAUGUGGUACUGCCUCGCACUACGUCAGUCCGCUGUCGACGCCCUCGGCCCGCUGCUCGAUGACCCAAUGCAGAAAAUUCUUCUCGGGCGCGAGUACUUCGUGGUACAGUGGGUGCAAGACGGAUACCGCGCGCUGGUCCUGCGCCACGAAACCAUCAGCGACGAGGAGAUCACAGAGGAGGGCUUGGGCUACCCGGCUGGGACGAAGCUCCUUCGGAUGAGAGAGCAGUAUUGGAGAAGCAAUUCCGAGCGGGGGACGGCGUGGUUGAAGACGACGGCGUCGAUAGAUGAGCAUAUCAAGCACGUCUUCAAAGUGGAGCUUGAUGGCAUUCGUAUGGCGCAGACAGGAUAUGUGAUACCUUGCGGCUCCGCACCCAUUCCAAUUGUUCAAGUGGCGGCGCGGGUAUAG
Molecule: messenger RNA, 942 nt
Organism: Cyclocybe aegerita
Lineage: Eukaryota; Fungi; Basidiomycota; Agaricomycetes; Agaricales; Hemipholiotaceae
Source: the annotation of a GenBank genome assembly